UGAAUAAGCAAGCAACUAUUUGCCAAACAAGAAAUUUUCCGUGCAAAGAAUCAAUUUUGCGAGGAAAAUCCUUCGAUCUCGUGCAAUGUCAGGCGCAGGGCGCAACAUUUACGGUCAAAUUUGGAAAAAUUUCAUCAAUUCCUUUAAGUCAAUUGGAGCACAACACAAAGGCAACUACAAGGGACAAGACAACUUUGGGAAUAAAUAUUACGAAAUCCCUGCAGAUCCAUCGCGAGGACGACGAAAAACUGCGCGAUGGUUUGAACCGUUGGAAAAAGAUAAUUAUGGGCAAGAAAUCAGCGGCGAAUGGGAAAGUUGGCUUCGUAAUAGACGUCAAGAACCUCCAACGGAAGAAGAAGUCAUGCGAAAUUUGGCAAUUGCUCAGUUGAAGAAGAAAAAUGCGGCGAUAUUAGAAGCAAAAGCAGAUGCUGAACGAGGAUACAAAAUCGAAAAUAUCGACGAAAAGGGAAUUAGUUCCUUUCCGAAGUAUGACGAGUAUGAACAGAUGCCCGGAAAAAAGAAAGACGAGAAAUAGAUUCUUAAAACAUUUAUUAGGUUGCUUCUUCAGUUUCACUUUGUAAAUAUUUUAGCUAACAAUAAAAAAGAUUGGAUAGACAAAA
Molecule: messenger RNA, 620 nt
Organism: Culicoides brevitarsis
Lineage: Eukaryota; Metazoa; Arthropoda; Insecta; Diptera; Ceratopogonidae
Product: NADH dehydrogenase [ubiquinone] 1 alpha subcomplex assembly factor 2
Exons: 1
Coding region: 86-535 (149 amino acids)
Biological process (GO): mitochondrial respiratory chain complex I assembly
Cellular component (GO): mitochondrion; membrane
Source: RefSeq, a predicted model, not a curated record